ACGCCGUCUCGGCCAAUGGGCGCGCGGUGCUCGAGCGAGCCGCGCGCUCAUUGGCUCGGCGCCGCCAAUGAGAGUCAAAGUGAAAACCAGCUGUCAGAGCGGAGCGAGCCACAGUCGAUUGUCGGCCGGGUUAGUGUCAAGGAAUCGCGUCGGUCCAACUGCGAGAAGGCGAUGACCGGCGACCAGAUUGCCGACGGUCCCAAAUCAAGACUGAAUCAAGUUUUCCACAAAAUCUCUUGGUCGGAGAACGGCGAGAAGAUGACGGACGGCGGCGUUUUGGCCGAGAAAAAGGCCGCCCAAAAUGGACUGGUGCAACGGGAGGAGCUUUGCCCGUGGGACUCUGACGAGUGUUUGGACGGAGCGGCUGUGCUAGCCGGCCGCCUGGAGGAAGCCCUUCGCAGGGCCAAGUCUGAGCAUUUGUCCUGCGGCGAGGUCCUUCUUCCGGCGACCCUUCUGCCGAGGGUGGCGCGAGACGUGGCCCGACUGGCCGAGGACGAGCCGUGCGGCCUCCGAGGCUGCCGGCUGGUGCUGCAGCUGGACGACGCCAAGCGGCCGCUGGGCUGCGUGCCCUGCGAGGCCGUGGCCACCUUCGAGGUGUUCGUCACCCUGAGGCAAGACCUGAGCCCCUGGCAGGCGCUGCUGCCGCAGUUCCUCAAGAGGAAGGCGCCGCCGAGCACCGUGGUGCUCAGCCCCAGCUACGAGGUGCGCAAGAGGAAGCUCUUCAGAUAGAGGAGGCCCUUCCUGGCGCCCGACCUGAGAGUACGUGAUGACCCUGAUCUCAACCAAGUAUUCUGCGACACUCUGCGCAGCGCAAGCAAGAGAGAGAAGAGAGGACCUGAAUUUUAUACAUUGUAUAAUUAAUGAGAGAAAAAAGAAAUAAUAAUUGAAUAUUUUAAAUGGAUUCACUACUAAAGUGCCGAGCUUGAGAGUCGCAAGCCUCGGACGAUACUGAAGAUUACAUUGCUGAUUGAAAAAUGAUGAUAAUGAUAAUAAUAAAUGGAAAAUCGAUUUAUAUGUUUAAAUACGAAA
This is a messenger RNA of Neocloeon triangulifer, 1029 nucleotides long. RefSeq names its product protein scylla-like. The coding region runs from base 16 to 729 and encodes 237 amino acids. Gene Ontology annotation, cellular component: cytoplasm. The transcript has 2 exons. NCBI's taxonomy places the organism in Eukaryota, Metazoa, Arthropoda, Insecta, Ephemeroptera, Baetidae. The record is from RefSeq and is a predicted model, not a curated record. Gene Ontology annotation, biological process: regulation of TOR signaling; apoptotic process; negative regulation of signal transduction.